Molecule: messenger RNA, 1005 nt
Organism: Microtus oregoni (creeping vole)
Lineage: Eukaryota; Metazoa; Chordata; Mammalia; Rodentia; Cricetidae
Product: carcinoembryonic antigen-related cell adhesion molecule 5-like
Exons: 4
Coding region: 1-1005 (334 amino acids)
Biological process (GO): T cell activation
Cellular component (GO): external side of plasma membrane
Source: RefSeq, a predicted model, not a curated record
AUGGACCAUGGAAUUGGAACGUAUUUCCUGGACAAAAAUUUAAGUGUACCCAGGCCCUUUCACAGUGGUAGAGAGACAGUAUACAGCAAUGGAUCCCUGCUGCUGAGAAACGUCACCAAGAAGGAUGCAGGAUUCUAUACCCUACUAAUCUUAAAUAGACAUGUAUUUAUUGUGUCAACAGCCACCAUGUACCUUCACGUGCACACCAUCUUUUGGACUUGUGGCUGCCAUGUCACCUCUGCCCAACCCACUAUUGAAUCAGUGCCACCUUGCAUUACUGAAGGGGGAAGUGUUCUUCUACUCGUUCACAAUCCACCAGAGAAUAUUAAAGCCCUUGCCUGGUUCAAAUGGAUGACUGCGUCCAAGAAACUUGAGGUUGCCCGAUAUAUACCAGGCAGGAAAGCAACUGUGUGGGGGCCUGCAUACAGUGGCAGAGAGACGUUGCACAGUGAUGGAUCCCUGCUGCUUCAUGGUGUCACUCAGAAAGACCCUGGACUGUACACUCUAGCUAUUCUGAGAACAGAUUUGAGAAGUGAAGAAGCACAGAUACAACUCCAGGUCCACACUUCUCAUUCUCAGUUCUGCAACCCUUUCACUUCUUCCCAACUCAGGAUCCAACCAGUGCCUCGCUAUGCAGCUGAAGGGGAAGGCGUAGUUCUCCAAGUUCAUAAUCUUUCAGAAAAUCUGAAAGCCUUUUCCUGGCAUAAAUCAAAGUAUAGGAACCCGUUACAGUCUGUGACACAGCACUUUGUGCAUAUCAGUGACAGCACAGUCACAGGAGGUACAUCUGUGAUCUUCACUUGCAUUUCACCCGACACUGAUGUCUCCAUCCGUUCGAUCUUCAAUAACAAGAGUAUGCCUCACCUAGGAAGGAUGACUCUGUCCCCAACAAAGUGUGGACUCAGAAUAGAUCCUGUCAGGAGAGAGGAUGCUGGAGAAUACAAGUGUGAAGUCUCCAACCAAGUCAGUAUGAAGACCAGUCUCCCAGUCUCUUGGCCGAGAUGA